Molecule: messenger RNA, 579 nt
Organism: Lottia gigantea (owl limpet)
Lineage: Eukaryota; Metazoa; Mollusca; Gastropoda; Lottiidae
Exons: 4
Coding region: 71-466 (131 amino acids)
Source: RefSeq, a predicted model, not a curated record
GAGACAAUAACGACAUCAUACACUAUACAAUAGAAGUUUGAAAAGUUUUUAGUAGAAGAAAGAAUUGAGGAUGAGUAAGCUAGCAGUAACAAGUAUCAUCAGUAUCUGUAUGUUAUAUCUCAUAUCAGCACUACCAGUUGAUUUAGCAAGAGAUAAUGAACUAGAUUUAAGCUAUGAUGAUAUACCAAAUUUUGGAUCUCCACUUCUGACCAAAUUAUAUUUAAAUUAUCUUUUAAGAGAUAAUUCCUUUUCACCAAGAUCCUCUCAACAAACUCUUUCAAAACGUGGAAUAGGACCCUGUAUAAACAACUGUUUAAAAGCUGGAGGAAGAAUGAAUUUUAUCCAAUGUAAAUCUAUGUGCCACUGGAUUGACUCAAAAGGAUUUGAAAAUCGACUAAGUUUUCCUCUUAUCGAAGAUGACCAGUUAAAUGACGAAACAGCGUCAAGAAAUAUAUUGUCCAGUUGAUAUUUUAUCUAUAAUUAACUAUACUUGCUUUAAUUUUAACUUGCGAAUAAAAGAAAUGUUGGUGAAGAUGUGAACUGAAUUGAUAUUUUAUUGUAUUGUGUGAUAAUAUAAUA